This is a messenger RNA of Saprolegnia parasitica CBS 223.65, 2754 nucleotides long. RefSeq lists its product as hypothetical. The coding region runs from base 1 to 2754 and encodes 917 amino acids. The transcript has a single exon. NCBI's taxonomy places the organism in Eukaryota, Oomycota, Saprolegniomycetes, Saprolegniales, Saprolegniaceae. The record is from RefSeq and is a predicted model, not a curated record.
AUGGGCUACCUCGACUGCGCGCCGAUCGACGUGGCCAAGGCGCCGUACGAAGACGCGCUCGACUACCUCCCGCGCGACGCUUGCGCCACGUACGAGUAUGCCUACGUCGGCAGCUUGGACGACGCGAUGGCGCCGAGCCUCUCGGUCCUUGGCUUCACCAGUAGCCGCAAGUGGUCGCAAGAUACGCGGGUCGUCGACGCCAUCCUUGGCCUGCAUCCAUCGGGCAUCGUGCCCACGACGAUGCUGCAACUCGACGCGCGAGAUGGUCUGGUGCCGCCGACAGCGUGGGCCAACGCGCUUCCGCGCCGCCUCGACGCCACGUUGCGCGAUCACUUUGUGUGGGGCAGCGCUCCGCUCACGCCCGUCCUUUCCCAUGUCAUGAUCCAUGGUCCUGCAUCUGCGACAGCCCGCCUCGAGCCCAUCACGCGAGCACCUGCCAGCGUCGGGACGCUUCUCUUGACCUUUCCGAGCUACGUGGAAGGCGGCGCCCUUUCUGUUGCGUUUGAAGCAGCGACGACCACGUCCGUCUGCAGCGACUGCCUCAGCAGCACCUUUGCCAUCGCCGUCGCGCACCGCGCAGCAACGAUCGCGAUGGCGCCGAUCUCAGCCGGCCACGCCGUCGUCGCCGUCUUCGAUCUCGUCGGUGGAGCCGCGCCAUCCUCGCCCAUCUCAGAGGGCGUGCGCGCGGCGAUCGCUGCGCUCGUUGCCGUUGGCGCCAAGCCACCGCGAACGUACCCACUCGUCGGCUACGGCAUUCGCCCUCAGUUUGCGUUUACGACCUUCCAGGACCUGCCAAGCGGCAGUCGCGACCGAGCGUUCGCCCACGCACUCAUCGCGUCCGAGAUGUACGACGUGGCCAUCGUGCACUACACCGACGACGGCGACGCUCCCUUUGUCAUUGCGCAGGCGACCAUGCACCCAAGCUCGAGACUACCCAGUGAGUGCGCGCUGGCACUGCGAGGGCGGUCGGUGCCGGCCUUUCUGCACACAGUCAACGUCGGCGAUUUGCGCCGCUCCGGCGACCAUCGGCGCACAAGCCUCGUGUUUUGGCACAAGGCCCACCGUCCGUAUGUGCUUGGGCUUCCAGUCGCGCUUGAUGUCUUUGCAACGACGUCGGCGACGAUCGCUACGCGACGCUGCCUCGUCGACGCCAUGCUCGGUUACUUGGAACAGGCAGCCCGAGAGCGCAACGCCACGACACGCUACAAUAGCAGCGCCAAGACGUGGGCGUGCACGGCGGCGCUGGGGCAUCUCGUCCUUGCCGUUGGCGACGUGCGUCUCGUUGAGGAGCUCUGGGAGCCGCUGGAUUUCUUUGUCGCGCCAACGCACUUGGCGUUGAUGGCGCCGAGUAUGCACGCGACCAUCCAGCGCUUUGGCACGUACGCACUUUUCCCGCUGCUCGAGUACAUCUUGCGCUGGUGGACGACGCGCUGGAGCAGCUUCGCCGUCGGCUGUCAGCUGCUUGCGAGCUUUGCCGGCGUCUCGGUCGCGCCGCUGUGCUUGCCGCUGUCGAUUCCCGGCGCCCGUGCCUCGAUCGUGUCGGCCUACGCUGUUCUGAUGGACCUCACUUUGGUCGAGCGCAAUCCGACCAACAGCACGCGCGCGUCCUUGGCAGCGAUUAUCUGCGACGGCAGUCGCCUUGCCGCCUAUGUCAAGGACGAGAAACAUCGGUUGCAGACGCUCGUGCAGUCGCAGCCGGCGCUCUUCCAUCCGCAGACCGUGCUCGCACCAGCCCUUGAGACUCUUUUGCCCAACCGCCUUCUGUGGUGCGAGACACUUUUGCUCGCAACCGUCCACGUCGCUCCGAUGGAUGCCACGCCAAGCAACCUCAUGACAGUUCCUGAUGCGACCUGCGUCUUGCGCGUGCUGCACUCGAUCCACGCGUUGGACGCACCGAUGCUGCAAGCCCUCGUGACUCUCUGGGGUGCGUUGGCCCUCGAUACGAUCGCCAUGUUCUUGGCCGCGCUGGAAGAAGACGUUCUUGUUGGCCUCGAGACGAGCGUCCUCGCCGUCGUGACAACGACGACGCUAGAGGCGAUUCAAAACAACCUUGCAAAGGAGACGGCGUCGUGGCGCGCCAUGGCGAAAUCGACGGCCCGCGUUCUUUUGUCGGCGCAGCUUACAUCGUCGUCGGCAGCGACGAUGACGUUCGACGUGUUCCUAGCAUCGAUUGUCGGGGCCGUCGGCGAUGUGAUGGCGCUGCACGAGGCCUUUGUGUGGCCGCUGCUCCAAGACGCCACAGCGAUCGGCUUGUCGCUGCGUGGUCAAAAAACGCUGGCCUUCGCGAUGCUCCGCGUGCUUCCCACGUACAAAACAGAGGACGAGCUGCCGCUGUUGACGUCGGACAUGGCCAUCACGGACGUGGUCCUGGAGCCGUGCUGCCGCGCCUGCCGACGUUUUGAAGCCUUUUUGCGAUCGUCGACACGCGCCCAGUGGGCCCUUGCGUGGUACGCCGAGUCGCCGACGACCCUGUGCGACAAGCUUGCGGCGAUGGCUCAACUACUAGCGACGCGCCUGUCAUGCAGCAUCGAUCAUCAUGCGACGUACCUCAACGUUCGCGUCGCAACGUUCGUAAAGCGCCACGCCAUGGUCCUCGAGGCGCGCCACCACGAGGUGGAGCGACAGCAGCGAACACGGACGCUGGUGAUGCUGCUGGGUGACGAGCACGACAAGCGCAAAAUGACGUCUCAUGACCAAGGUGACGAGGCGGCGAUGCCAGCAGCGAAGCGCCAGAAGCUGUCGACUUGCAGUUAG